AUGUCUACCCCGAAGAACCUAGCUGCAUGGCUCAUCAAGCCUGGCUCUCCUCUACAAGUGGAUGAUGCUCCACUGCCCACAGCUGGGCCAGGAGAACUCGUUAUCAAGAACGCUGCCAUUGCGAUUAAUCCUCUCGACUGCCAUAUGCAAGACUCUGGGGUUUUUGUUAAGGAAUGGCCGGCCAUCUUCGGCUGCGAUAUCGCCGGUGAGGUGCAUGAAGUGGGAAAGGAUGUUGAGCGCUUCAAGAGAGGAAGCCGUGUAAUUGGACAUGCUGUUAAUUUGAUAAGCGGGCGCUCCAAGGAUGGCGCAUUCGCUCUGUACACGGUGAUUCCUGCAAACAAAGCAGCCAUACUCCCAGAUGAAAUAUCUUUCACAGAUGGUGUGGUGGUUCCGUUUGCAUUGGAGGCGGCUGUCUGCGUGCUUUCCCUCAAGGAGCCCGGCUUCGCUAUGCCUGGUGUGAAUACACCAGCCCUGGGCCUCCCAUAUCCCUCGCUGCAGGAGGUGCCACCCGCUGGCAAGACGCUCGUGAUAUAUGGCGGCUCUUCCUCCGUUGGCUCAAUGACGACUCAGCUUGCCGCAGCAACUGGAAUUCAUGUCAUCGCCAUUGCCGGAGCGCACAAUUUCGAAUUCAGCAAGCGGUGCGGUGCAGCUGAAGUAUUCGAUCGCAGUGAUGCUUCACUUGUCGACAAAGUUAUCGACGCAGUUCAAAGUACUGGUGGCGAGUUCGUUGGCAUCUUUGAUGCUGUAGGAACUCCCGAGACUUACGCCCACGAUAUUACCAUUCUCGAUCGGCUGGGUGGAGGACACCUUGCUAGCGUGCAUCCUCCUCCCCCUGCUACUGAUCUCCCCGCGAAUGUCAAUGCCGGUAUGAUAUUUGCUGUCAAUGAUGUUGCCACGCCUGUCUGGGAGGAGUAUGCUACUCCUGCGCUGCAGUCUGGAAAACUCCAGUGUCUCCCAGCUCCGCUGGUUGUUGGAAAGGGUUUAGAGCAUAUUCAGUCUGCGCUGAAAAAGUCCAAGGCGGGUGUCAGUGCUACGAAGCUGGUGGUUGAGCUGUGA
Penicillium coprophilum is the source of this 1056-nucleotide messenger RNA. RefSeq names its product zinc-binding alcohol dehydrogenase family protein. NCBI's taxonomy places the organism in Eukaryota, Fungi, Ascomycota, Eurotiomycetes, Eurotiales, Aspergillaceae. The record is from RefSeq and is a predicted model, not a curated record. Bases 1 to 1056 code for a protein of 351 amino acids. Gene Ontology annotation, molecular function: oxidoreductase activity, acting on NAD(P)H. The transcript has 2 exons.